Sorghum bicolor (sorghum) is the source of this 2949-nucleotide messenger RNA. RefSeq names its product mediator of RNA polymerase II transcription subunit 17. The coding region runs from base 662 to 2641 and encodes 659 amino acids. Gene Ontology annotation, cellular component: mediator complex; core mediator complex. Gene Ontology annotation, biological process: regulation of transcription by RNA polymerase II. Gene Ontology annotation, molecular function: transcription coregulator activity. Lineage: Eukaryota; Viridiplantae; Streptophyta; Magnoliopsida; Poales; Poaceae. The record is from RefSeq and is a predicted model, not a curated record. The transcript has 9 exons.
AAAACUCACGCAAGGUCCAGUUCGUCCUCGCCCACGCCCUCAACUCGUGAGUUCUUCGUCCGUGCCGUCUCCCUUGCCUGCGCCGCCGGCGUCAAGGAGCUCCUCCGCCCGCCCCGCCGUUCUGCCGCCCGACCCAGCCGCUGCCGCGGCCCACCCAGGCUCUGCCCCUCUGCUGCCUCUCCUGCUCGUCGGCGCCGGCCCUUCCCUAGCGCAGAGCUCACCGGUCACGAGCUCGGAUCCGCCUCUCCUGCCUCUUCUGCUCCAGCCAGCGCGCAGAUCUCGCCGGCCGCUCCCCUGCGCACGAAGACAUCGGCCUCGACGACUCCCACUCGCGCUCAGACGUCGUGAAUCGGGGAUGACUCUGUCCCCUCGAUUUUCAGGGACGGCAGUCAGCCGAAUAUGCUCCUAAUAUUCCAGUUCCAUCUUGUCGGUGUACCACGGCUGACGGCUGAUGCCCUGCAGAUCCAGCAAAGGCAACACUGAGCAGCCCCUACGACUUUGACCGUCCUGCGACCUGUGGAUCUGUUCCAGCCGUUGAUUGAGCUACCUGCUCCAACCCGAGUAGCCUGUGUUGAAGGUAUGGUUGGCUGAAACUUAUAAAAAAGCUAGCUAAGGAAACAGGGCCAAAGUGAGCUCCAGACAACAAAAAGAAAGGAGCUCCAUGGAGAAAGAUGACGUGCGGGUGGACCUCGACAAGCUCCCCAUCAAGCGCCUUGAGGCCAUUGAUGAGAUUGGCAACGAGCACUACCCCCCGGACACUAGCAACGAGGAGCAGCGACUCGCGGCCAUCCGCCGGAUUGACUUCUCCUGGGUCAUAGAGAAGGAUGCAAAGAAGGCCAAGAAGGCGGCUGAGGCUGACACUACCCAGCAGGUAUGGCCCUGGCAGGGCCUUAUGGAGAGCCUGCAGCAGGCACAUCAUGAGCUCUCCGUCGUCAUAGACCUCAUUGGCACGGUUGAGGCUAAUGACGCUGUGGCAGUCGCCUCGACAACGAAGCCCAAGUCGCAGCCAAACGAAAUACUUGUUGACAUGGCAGUCUCUGCUGCCACCAAGCUCCAGCGCCUUAGGCAUUUGUCACGGUACUUCAAACAAUCUGCUAGGACAAUGGAGCAACAGUUCCAAAAGGAGACUAGGUUCUACAGCUCCUUAAUAAGAUUGCAGCAGAACUGGAAAGUGAAGCGGCAGCGAGCUGUUGGGAGUCCAGGAAGUGAAGGCUUCAUGUUUGAUCUAGUUGAUAGUUCUCAGCUAGACACAACAACAAUGCCUCGAUUAUCACCAUUAUCUUUAAUUCCGAUUGAUCAAGACUCUUCAGGCACUUUGUCUGUACAAAUACCACAGAAGUCUUUCCGUUCCUUGACCCUUCAAUUUCGUGGAGACAUAGCCAAUAAUGCAGAAAGAAGUGCUAUUAAAAAGAAAGAAGGCACGUUAACCAACACUACUACUGAAGCCGAAAAGGAUGUUUUGGAGAAUGGUGAUGUCAAUAAGUCUAUCAAACAUGCACAUUCCAUCCUUCGUGACAUCCACAAGUCCAUAUUUGAGGAGCAGGUAUUUGAUAUGGUGAUCCGGGAGACAUUUGUCCAAUCUCAAGGCAUCAAUGUCACUGGGAUGUGCGAAGAUUUUCUCCAAUUAGCGAUUGGCCAGGAGUGUUCUUUGUGCCUUUCGCUUGAGCUCUCUCGACAGAAUAGUAUCUCAGAAACAGUAGGGCAGGAAGAUCAUAUGGAUACAGAUUAUACUGAAAAUCUUGCAGUAGCCACUGUAAAUGGGAAGGAGUCUUCAAAUAAGGAUGUGAGAGGGUUUCCUAACCCCAAAUGCUUAGAAAUUUACCUGCUACAUAUGUUCCAUGAAAACAUUCUUAGGAAACUCAGGGAGAAAUCUCGUCAUAUGGUUCGUUACCAGAGUUCUGCUCAGGCUGCACCUGACGAUUGUGGCCUGCUAAGUCAUUUUUGCAUGACAGUGUCUCACAGGAUAUUUUCUAACAAAGUACAUUUGGAGCUGGAAAGUGUGGUUAGUAGGGUUCCUUAUCUCCAUCUGUGUUCCCUUCCUACAUGGCAUUCUCGGACGUCGUCCUGGUCUCUCUGCUUGAAAGUUCCUCAGCCUAUCCUGGCCACUGAUCGAGUCAGAAAGCCUUCAGAUCAUCACAAGCUAAAGUACAAAUCCAGGUCACAGUUUAGUACAAAGGUGAUCUUGAAAGAUGGCCAAAUUAGUUUAAUGGGUGAGGGCUCUCCAAGCAUUGCUGGAUCGUUGACUGGGAAGCCAUCUGAUGGACGUCUGAUAAAUAGUUACAAUUGUGACUUGGAAGACCUCCCAAUGAUGCUUCUGCAGCAGGUUGCCAGUCAAGUAAUCCACUGGCUCCAUGAUGAAGCGAUGGUUCUUGGGAUGAAUGUGACUAGAGAUUUCCUGUGCCUGUACUUUGACCUUGACCAAGGCGAAACACUUGGCCUAGUGGCACAUGUUGAUCCGGAUGACACAUAUGGCUGCAUCUCAUGGUACCUCACUGUUGAUCACCCAAUGGAGGAGGGGAAGAUGUCAGCGGAUAGUCCAGAGUUAGAGAAGCGUAGGUUUUUGGGGUACCUUUCACUGGAAGUGCUUUACUCUACCCUGAUGGACCUGAUAAAAUUGUGCAGCACAGGUGUCCAGCACUGAGACUCGGAGUGAUCAAAUUCACGCCUCUUGAUCGACAUGAGUGGAUGAGAUGAUGUAUAUUCGUACUGUAUUUGAGAGCAUGUAAAUUGGGGCAUUAUGUGCACCUGAUGUAUUUGCUAUGUGAACGAUAAUGCAUUGCUAGCUUUUUUUGUUAGGGUUUGUUUGGAUUCUUUGAUCUAAAGAUUAUUUGGCUAAAGUUGAUGGCUAAAACUUUAGACUUUAACUCAUGGGUGUGGUCUAUUUUUUUUAGGUUGUCUAAACUUUAAACAAGGCCUCAAGAGAAAGUGGUAUAAAGUUCACUGUCUAAA